This is a messenger RNA of Bipolaris zeicola 26-R-13, 525 nucleotides long. RefSeq lists its product as uncharacterized. Bases 1 to 525 code for a protein of 174 amino acids. The transcript has 2 exons. The record is from RefSeq and is a predicted model, not a curated record. NCBI's taxonomy places the organism in Eukaryota, Fungi, Ascomycota, Dothideomycetes, Pleosporales, Pleosporaceae.
AUGCGGUUCGCUCUCUUUACCACUGUUGCCUUUCUAGGCCUGACCACCACCGCCACCAUCGUACCCAGACGCGGCGAAACUUCUAAACGCAAUACUAAUGUCUGCCCUGGCGCUGAUUAUCCGCGGUGCUGCGAAACGAACGAUGAUGGUGUUGUUGUAGCCUGUAUAUACCCUGGGAACGUUGGUUCGAUGGAGGAUUUUAAGAACGCUUGUAAAUAUAUGAACAAAAAGGAUCAAGAAGAAGGCAAAAGACGACACGGACACAAACAUAGCAAAGAACGCCGCAAACACAGAAAGGACAAAGAAGAGGAAGAAGGCGAAGAAGGCGAAGAAGGUCAUGAACGCGGGGAAGGCCACGAACACGAAAAAGAAGAAGAAGAAGAAGAAGAAGAAGAAGGCAAAGAAUACCGCCAAGGGAAACAGCCUAUGUGCUGUCGUUCUUCUGACAAACAGAUUGUACCAGAUGUCGGAGGACUGUUUGGUCGUGCUGUGACUGAUAAUGAUUGCUCAGAUUUAGCGGGUUAG